Messenger RNA from Papaver somniferum (opium poppy), 1113 nucleotides. Its product is annotated as putative F-box protein At1g33530. The record is from RefSeq and is a predicted model, not a curated record. Gene Ontology annotation, molecular function: protein binding. Bases 1 to 1113 code for a protein of 370 amino acids. Lineage: Eukaryota; Viridiplantae; Streptophyta; Magnoliopsida; Ranunculales; Papaveraceae. The transcript is spliced from 2 exons.
AUGGAGAACUUGAGUUUAGAUAUAGUAUCAGCUGAAAUACGUUCUCGAUUGCCUAUCAAAUCCAUCUUGCAAUGCAGAAGAGUAUGCAAAGUCUGGAGAAGUCUCUUUCAGGAACCCAAGCCAGGUAUGCUUUUCACAAAAUUCCCGAGCAAUUUCGUUGGUUGUACCCAACUUUACUAUAGAGAACUAUCUUCUGCUCCUCCGAGGGUUAGCUUGAUUGGAGAUCAACAGAAUUUUCACACAAGGGUUACAAAGAUAGGCGAUAUAAAUAUUACUGUUAGAUAUUUCAGUUUAGUUGGUUCUUGCGACGGUUUGGUGUGUUACAAAACUUAUCAGCCUGUACUCCGUGGUGUGUAUAUCGAUGAGCUACGUGAUGUCAUGUACAUUUUCAAUCCCAUCAGUGGUGAACGUGUUCGGCUUCGUAAGUCGGCGCAGGUUGUUAACAUUUGUUCCGUGACGAAAUCCGGCAUUCGGGUCCAAGUCUACACUAUUGGUGAUGGCCGCGGCUGGAGAGAAAAAGAAUUUACGUAUGAUCCCUAUACGUUAAUAGGUGCUGGGGUUUAUGCUAACGGGGCUCUUCACUGGUUAAAUAUAGCAACUAAAGGGGAUAUUGUAGCCUUUGAUUUGACAGAUGAAACGUUUCGAACUCUCCCAUCACCACCUUGUCGUAUUCUUUCCAGUUCCUUCUCCAGUUCCUAUCGUAACCUUUAUCUCGGGUUAUCCACAAAAAAUAAACUUCAUCUCGCGUCGCUUGGAGGGAAUCUGUGUCUUUGUUGCAUAAAUCGUGGUGGGCGGAUGGAUAUAUGGGAAUUCAAGAAGAAGAAACCUAUGACCAUGUCUCUACGGAGUGCUCGUAACUCUUUCACUUGGAUCAAGGUGUUCAGCAAAAAUUGGGAUUUAGAGCUUUUUAACUGGAAUUGUCAACUGUCUUUAACAGAGGGUGAAAUUUUGUUAUGGCAGAAUGGCGUUUUCUCUUGUUAUGACGUUAAAAACACUUCUGCUGAGAAACUAUGGUAUGUUCAAGGUCCACAAGGGGAGGAUGUGCAAGCAAUUCCUCAUAGUAAUAGCCUUGUUUCGUUGAAAGGACUCGGAGAGGAGCUAGUUGGUUGUUAA